GUACCGAAUUCCGGAGACAACAGGAUGCCGCUCCUCGUCCACGUCUUGCGGAACUAUGGGGCGACAUUGUCCGACAACGGGGUAUUCCUGGUGUCGAGGCCAAGUCCACUUGAUCAAGUGAGGGACGCAUGGAUCGCAGUUCCAGCACCCGGUCACAGCUGGCAUUUCCGCGAGAUCCGCAAGAUCAUGAGCGAUUCGCUCGAGAAUGAGAUCGUGCAAAACGUCAAUGGCACAUAUGACCCCUACGGGGCAUAUGUUGACGCCACCCCUGCAAAGGUCAAGGAAAUCCUCCUCAGCCUCAACCCGGGACCUCAUGCGUCUGAACGCGACCGGCUCGUUGCCGAACUCGAUGCGGGAAACAGAUCUAACAACCUCAAGCGAAGGUGCGCGGCCAUGCGCAGCAGGCAUUAUUCGAACACUUACAGCGCGGCAUCCCAGCGGGAGCCGCUGAAGCUUCGGGAGUACAUCACUCCGCCUCCUCAGGUCAUUGACGACGAGCCUGAGAUCAGUGAGUAUGCUUUGCAACGUGCUCAAGCUACAGCUGACGCCGAGGUUGAUGCAGCCAUCGAAGCUGGAUCUGUGGCCGAGCUGGAGGACCAUGAUGUCUCCGACACCAUGACCGUGGCUGAACCGGAUGCGGAAGCAUUGGCUCAUGAUGAUGAAAUGAUGGACGAGCGAGAUCGCCAAGACGCGAACGUUGACGCCUAUGAUGAGGGUCUUCUGGAUGGUGGACUUCGAGGAGUGCUUCGUGUUCAACCGGAUUGCAGUAUCAACACCCUUCAUGCCAGAGCGCUCGAUGCGCUCACGGUUCACCUCCACGAGGGAACCUGGCAUGUCGCCAACUAUGAUUCGAGUCAAGUGGCGACGCAAUUCAUGGAUGUCAUCUUCUGUGGCUUCAUAUUGGAUUUCUGGGCUGCGUUUGAGAGGUUCCAUCGACUUCCCUAUCCCGACAUGCUGUCUCGAUUCAAGGAAGGAAGCAGGCAUGAUGCAUUGGGGGCGUGGCCUAUCGUUGAACUCGACGAGUCAACGGGGAUACCACGAGACCUUACAGAUGCAGAGAUCAUUGAGUCCACUCGGCAACCUGAAAUGCGAGAUUGGCGUCCCAAACGAUACAAGAUGCACCGGAUGCUGUCCAUUGCAGUGCGCGGUUGCAUUGCGCUUGGGUACGAACGGUCACACUUCAACCUCAAGGCACAUGACCGGAACACCGUCAGGGCCACUAUGCACGUGACCAUGAACAGGAUCUUGAGGUGCGUUUUCGGUGUCAAAGCAUAUUCUUAUCUCCGUGGGAAUAUGACGCACGUGCCCGACUAUUUGCACAUCGAUCCUGGCGCGAUGCUCGCGGCGCAACCCGCGAAAGAGGCCUUGACCGAACUGCUUAUUCUGGUCCAAAGUCAUGGGUUCGCACUUCCCCCCGAAUGUGAAAAGAAGUAUCAGGGUUAUCUACAGGACAGAUCCCGUCGACCCGAGAAUGAAAUGAAAAUCUUGCCUAUCGAGUACCUGCCCAGGAAACCCACGGAUGAACAACGUGCUGACGCAAUCCAGAACGAGACGCGUGCUACUGGUGUUCGUCGAGGCUACACUGCCGCCGCACCUUCGUCGAUUCGUCCUGCGCAGCAUCCUGGGCCUUAUCCUUCGCAACGUCCUUUGGGGCCACGCAAACCGAAUGCUAUAGACCGCGGAUGUCCUCCUGAUGGAUGGUGA
Messenger RNA from Symbiodinium pilosum, 1704 nucleotides. The record is from the annotation of a GenBank genome assembly. NCBI's taxonomy places the organism in Eukaryota, Dinophyceae, Suessiales, Symbiodiniaceae.